AUGGACCUUACACCUCCUUUGACCAGAUCGCCCGCCUCCCCUCCAAACUCCUACUGUCCUUCCGAGGGAUCGUCCCUGGACUACCCUUCUCCUGGCCUCACCACGCAACAUUACAGGCUUUCAUCGCUGUACAGUCGGGACCUGUCCUGCGGCAUGGCACCGCCCAUGGACUCGGAGCAUGCACUACCUCCACUGGAUGCCCUGGGUCAGGCCGAAUGGAGUCAGUCUGCGCUCUUGCAGCCCGCGUCAACAUCGACCGCGAUACCUAGCAUGGUUUCGGCGGAAUACGACGCCUUUGGAGGUUAUCAGCAGCACCUACCUCAUCACUACGGUGCCGAUGUCUAUGUAGCACACGCGGCACAGGAGCCUGCCCUGUCCGCGACGCCCCCCAACAGACACUCGCUUUCAAGAUCUCCCAUACCCCCCAUCUCGAGGCCGCAAUUCGCACCCGACAUUCCGUCCUCCGGCCUGGGUGCGCCUCGGGUGAAACUGGAGCAGCAUCCCGACUACUCACUCACUGACAUGUCCCAGUAUGCCGCGCCUCGAGCACUGCCCAGCCAUUACAACACAGACCCUGACGCCUACAUCUCGGCCUCAGGGGGGUAUAUUGCAGAGAACCAGAUGUCCGCGUGGGGGAAGCCAGAGUAUAUUCCUGUCGACGCGGAUCCCUACUACGGCGGAGCGUCCGGCCAUCCGGACGCCGCGAUGCAGGAUCGCUCCGCCAAGGGAGGUGCCCGCCCUCGGCGGACGCCGCGACGGCUGACCACCAAAGAGGAGGCCAACUUCCAGUGCGAGGUCAAGGGCUGCGGGAAACUGUUCAGUAGAAGCUACAACUUCAAGGCCCACAUGGAGACUCACGACGAGAAGCGCGAGUAUCCUUUCCCUUGCCAAGUGCACGGGUGCAGCAAGAAGUUUGUGCGCAAGACCGACUUGCAAAGGCACCAUCAGAGCGUGCAUAUGAAGGAGCGAAACCACAAGUGCGACUACUGCGGGCGCCUGUUCGCUCGCAAGGACACUCUGAGGAGGUAA
This is a messenger RNA of Thyridium curvatum, 1029 nucleotides long. RefSeq lists its product as uncharacterized. Gene Ontology annotation, cellular component: nucleus. The transcript has a single exon. The record is from RefSeq and is a predicted model, not a curated record. NCBI's taxonomy places the organism in Eukaryota, Fungi, Ascomycota, Sordariomycetes, Thyridiales, Thyridiaceae. Bases 1 to 1029 code for a protein of 342 amino acids.